UGUAAAAUUUAUGUAAAACAACAACUUUCACUUGAAAAAAUGAAGUUCACUUGUUACCUGGACAUAAAAUGCUGUUCUGUUCAACAUAUGAAAUUCCUGGUCGUGAUACUUGAGAUACUUAUAAUUACCACGAUUCAAUUCUGCUGGGCUGGUCCACCCACAAUUUUCUUUUUUACUUUCUCCAUUCUCUCGCUCAUUAUCACGGUGAUUCUGCUCCUCGUGGACGCGUUUCAGUGGAGACGAUACGUUUCUGAUGUGGACACUUUUUGGAGACGAUACUUCUCUGAUGUUGAACCUGGAUUCUUUCUCUGUGGAGGGUUAGUUAAUAUCGUGUGUGGCAUCUUGAUGGGUACUCUGAAGGGCAGUCGGUGGGAGGAGGCACAAGAUCCUAAUGAUCCACCUAUGAUUAAGAACUCGCUAACUGCAUUUGUUGCGGGGAUUGGAACACUGAAUGGAAUAUUAUGCCUGAUCAUUGCUGCUAGAACGCAUCAGUGCUCAGGGACAGGAUCACGUAAUGACUGUGAAGACCUGACAAGCAACAACCGAAUUGGAGAUACGGGCGAAAUUUCGUCGCCACGAGUGGAUCCACCCCCACCGUACACUGAUGCAGUUCAAAUUCCACCCUAUUCGCAAUUCAUGUGAUGAAGGUUUCAUUUUGAGAUCUGCUACAUUCAAGAUAUGAGUAAUUUUGUAAUUUAACGUUUUAAUGUGAUAACACGCUUAAUAUGGAAAAUGUUUAUAAUUUGGUACUAAUUUCACAUCUAGAAAACCAUAACACGAUUUGGACUAAACUGUUCAAACCUAACAAUUUUUGUAGAGGUUUUUAAAGUUUUCAUUUCUGACCAACUACUACAUAAUUUUCCAAAAACAUCGAUUCACAAACUUUACGUCAACAAUACAAAUUGGUUUUUGCUAUUAUACAUAUGUAAAUACGCGAUACGAAAAAAUACACAUAAAACAAAUAUGCAUUGAA
This is a messenger RNA of Folsomia candida, 973 nucleotides long. RefSeq lists its product as uncharacterized. The transcript has 5 exons. Lineage: Eukaryota; Metazoa; Arthropoda; Collembola; Entomobryomorpha; Isotomidae. Bases 40 to 642 code for a protein of 200 amino acids. The record is from RefSeq and is a predicted model, not a curated record.